AUGGGAUUAUUCGACAGUGUUAAAGACAAAUUGGGCGACGAGAACUUCAGAAACCAGGUCAAGGACCAGGCUACUGACGCUUACGGAAAGUUCAAGAACAGAGGUGGCAAUGACAGCAGCAACUCUGAUUCUUACGGUUCGAGCGGAAACUCCGACUCUUACGGUUCGAACUCCAACAAGGACUCGUACGGCUCGUCUAACAACGACUCUUACGGAUCUGGCUCCAGAAACAACAACGAUUCUUACGGAUCUUCUAACAACGACUCGUAUGGUUCUUCGAACUCUGAUUCUUACGGAUCUGGUUCUAGAAACAACGACUCUUACGGUUCCUCGAACUCCGACUCGUACGGCUCCGGUUCCAGAAACAACGACUCGUACGGAUCUUCCAACAACGAUUCUUACGGUUCCUCGAAUUCUGACUCCUAUGGAUCUGGCUCGAGAAAUAACGACUCUUAUGGAUCUGGCUCGAGAAACAAUGACUCCUACGGAUCUGGAUCCAGAGGUGGCAACGACUCUUACGGAUCCAACAACGACUCUUACGGCUCCGGCUCCGGCUCCAGAGGCGGUAACGACUCCUACGGCUCUGGUAACGACUCUUACGGAUCUGGUUCCGGCUCUUACGGUGAGACAGCGAUCAAACGCAAACUGACCUCCGAGUUCUCUCCGUCGCACCUGACUAUUGCGAACGACUCGCACAAGCAUGCGCAUCACGCGGGGCUUCGUGGAGCGUCGAAUGUGACAGAGUCUCAUUUCCGUAUAACCAUCGUCAGCAACAAGUUUGAAGGAAUCGCACUUCCAGCCAGACAUAGGCUGAUCUACAAGUCGUUGGACCACGAACUAAAGAACGAAGGUGUGCAUGCUUUACAACUAAAAACAAAAACCGAGGCAGAAUGGAGCCGUCAGCAAUAA
Messenger RNA from Ogataea philodendri, 909 nucleotides. RefSeq lists its product as uncharacterized. NCBI's taxonomy places the organism in Eukaryota, Fungi, Ascomycota, Pichiomycetes, Pichiales, Pichiaceae. The record is from RefSeq and is a predicted model, not a curated record. The transcript has 2 exons. Bases 1 to 909 code for a protein of 302 amino acids.